This is a messenger RNA of Moneuplotes crassus, 680 nucleotides long. NCBI's taxonomy places the organism in Eukaryota, Ciliophora, Spirotrichea, Euplotida, Euplotidae. The record is from the annotation of a GenBank genome assembly.
UGAACACUCCAAUGGAAGAGCGUACUGAAAGCACACUCACUAAGAAGGAAACCUGGGAUAGUACAUUUGACCACGAAAUCCUGAACUUUGAAGAUACAGGCGAUGAAGGAGAAGUCUGGUUUGGAGAAGACGUCCAACAAAAAGCAAUAGAUUAUAUCCAAGAUAACUUCUCAGCCAAGGACAUGCACGUCCUUGACGUUGGCACUGGAAAUGCAGCCUUCCUUAUUGCAUGCAGGGAGGAAUUGGAUCUAGAGAAUCUCACUGGUAUUGAUUAUAGCGAAAAAUCUAUCGAACUCAGUCAGAAAAUUCUCAAUGCUAAGUUUGGAGAUGACAAUAUUAUCACUGUUAAACAAGGUGAUGCAUUUGAGUACCUUGAAGAAGAGAAAGAAAAAUAUACCAUUGUACAUGACAAAGGAACUUUUGAUGUUAUCUACAUGAUGUCAGAGGAUAAUAACCAUGAUUAUGUUAAGGCUAUUCAUUUCAGGAUGAAGCCAGAAGAAAACUCAAGAUUAAUAAUCACUAGUUGUAACUGCACAGGUAGCGAGCUAGAUGGAAUAUUCCUCAAAGAAGACUAUUUUGAAAAAGUUGAAGAAAUUAAAGGAUACAGAACAAUGAAAUUUGGAGGAGUAAUUGGUCAGAAUGUUAGCACAUGUGUCUACAAACCUCUUCGUAAAGAAUAA